Molecule: messenger RNA, 399 nt
Organism: Populus nigra (black poplar)
Lineage: Eukaryota; Viridiplantae; Streptophyta; Magnoliopsida; Malpighiales; Salicaceae
Exons: 1
Coding region: 1-399 (132 amino acids)
Source: RefSeq, a predicted model, not a curated record
AUGGAGCAAAAUCUAAAACUAACUCCCUCGGAUGGUGAACUCCUCAAGGAUCCAGCUCAAUGUCGCAGGUUAGUGGGCAAACUAAUUUACCUCAUCAUCACCAGACCAGACACCAUGUACUCUGUCUCCACACUUAGUCAGUUCAAGCAGCAACCUAGAAGACCGCACCUUGAUGCUGCACACCGUCUUCUGCGAUACCUGAAAGGAGCUCCCCGUCAAGGACUAUUCUUCCCUUCACAUAGACAGUUGAACUUAGUCGGGUAUUGUGAUGCAGAUUGGGCUGGAUGCCCAACAAAGAGACGAUCAGUCACUGGAUACUACAUAUUUCUUGGCAAAGCACUUGUGUCCUGGAAAAAGCAAGAAGCAAUCAACGAUAUCAAGAUCUUCAACAGAAGCUGA